GAGAAAAAAUAGAUAGAGUGAAAAAAUGGUAGAGAAGGGGUUUAAGGCAGUGGGUGGAGCACCCAACACGGUUUUAUCCUGUCUCUCAGCAUCCCUUGUUUCCUAACAAAAAAGUGACGGACGUUGAGGUCUGAGGUUCUAGUCGUGAAUCAAACGGGUUUUUGAGUUUAAAGUGCUGCUGCUUCGCAUCAAAGGGAAGGUCUUGAUUUCUCUCUCAAAUGGGUAUGUUAUGUGCAAGUUCAAUAUUUUAAUGGAAACAAAAAUACAAGUUAUUCACUUCUGUGUUUUUGUUUGUUGUAAAAAAGUUAUAGCUCCACCCUUACCAAACCCCUCAGCGCCCACUGAUUGCAAGAUUUGAACUUCAAACCUCCAACAGUUCAAGGUUUUAACCACUCCGUUGAUUCUUAGUGGACACGAGUCAUUGUAAGAUAAUGAAUUAUUUGCUUGUUAGUUUAAUAUUUCGAGAUUCUAAAGGCCAAAGUGGAUAAUUUAGUAUCAAUGAUGUCAUUAAGAUUACAUUCCUAUCACAUUGAGAGAGUGAAAUGAAAGCUUUAAGCUUUAUGGCCUUUGAUAGUAAUGAUUUUAUGGGAUGUUCGUUGGACUGUUCCACUGUCCCUGAUCUUUUAACAAUUAUAUGUUGUCAAAAUAACAAACUUGAGUUGCUGGCUGUAAAACAAUACCAAGUUGCUGAAACCUCAUUGCUUGAAUAUCAAAUGUUUUAUUAGUAUAUAGAGGGAGGCCUAGCUAUUUAUAUACACAAGCAGAAAGGUUCUGGAACUCAAAUAGCAGAACCAAAAGCUAUUUAGAUAUCCAAGCAGAAAGGUUCUGAAACUCAAAUAGCAGAACCAAAAGGUAAAAUUUGGACCAUUUUUCCCUGACAGUUUUCAUUUUUGUUCAGCUGAAUUAAUCUUGAUUUUGUUAUAAUCACUCUAAAUGAAUAUAAUGGUUUUGGGUAAACAUAAAUUUGAAUUUUCUUUUAGGUUUUUGAUUUAAGGAGCUCCUGCUCAUAAAUCAAAGUUCAAGUCUUGUUGUCUGUUGCAUAGUUGCUUCCAAGAGAGGAAACUAAAAUUUCCAAAGUUGAUUAAUUCAAAUCUGUCUUAAUUAACUUGUGUUUUCUAGCUUGAGAGAUACCAGAGCAGGUAAGUCAACAAGUCAAUGGUCUGCCAUUUCUUUUAAGCUGACUUGAGCGUGUUUCACA
Rubroshorea leprosula is the source of this 1198-nucleotide messenger RNA. The record is from the annotation of a GenBank genome assembly. NCBI's taxonomy places the organism in Eukaryota, Viridiplantae, Streptophyta, Magnoliopsida, Malvales, Dipterocarpaceae.